AUGGUUUAGUAUUAAAAAUUGAUGACGCCAAUAAUUGUGUGAAAAUGUUAAAUGGAAAUAUAGUAGAAAUUGAAAACAUAGCUUCAAAAGAAUCAGAUCAAUCAAUAAUAGUUAUUGGAAGGUGUUAUGAAAAGUUUAAUGACUUUUUUCAUAAUCCUUGUUCAUCUUCAAUGUUUGGUAUACAAAUAGUAAAUCAAUUAGGCAGGGCUUUGCACCCGAACGUAACCCGAAACCCGAAACCCGAAUUAACCCAAAUAAAUAGCAUAACCCGAAACCCAUAUUUACAAAACCGAUUGAAAAAAAUAAACACCCGAAAAACACCCGAAAUAACCCGAAACCCGAAUAUAAAUUCUGGUUAACCUGAAACCCGAAUUAUUAAAAAUUAAGUAGCAUAUCAAUUUGUAUGUAUUUUUUGCGACUAAGAAGAUAAGAAUAUAAUAAUGUAAGUGUUUAACGCGGAUAACUCAAUUAUCAAUAAUCGCUUAUCAACUAAUCAGUGUCGACAACGAAGUUAUUAUAUAGAUAAAACAAUAAUAUGUUUUACAUGGUUUUACCGAUAUUUCAAUAUUGACUACACUGUUCUUGAUUACAAACAAUAAGAAAUAAGAAUAUUAUUCUCUCAUAAUUAUUCAUUGAUUAUUCAAACACCAAACGACCAAACGGCAAACACGUGUUAUUGUUAUAAAAGAAAAUAUAAUAAAAUCUUUAGUACUCUUUAGUCUUUACCAGUUUAUCUACAUCAAUAUUCAUUAACAAUGGGUAGAAAAAGAACUUCUCCUGUUCAUAAGUAUUUCAAGUUUAAUGUUUCUACUGGGAAGUCAGAAUGUCAAAUAGAGUCUUGUGGACAUGAACUUGUAGGUGAGCAUGCAAAAAACUUAGAGCGCCAUGUCGAAAGUUUGCAUUAUGAAAUUUUUGAAAAAAAUUUGUCUGCAAAAUCAAGGGGAAUUGAAAAAAGGCAGAUAAAUAAUUAUGAACAUACAACUAUUAAGCAAAAACCAAUGACACAACCAAAACUACAUUUUGAAAAUAAGAAAUCAAAAUGUAUUUCUAUUGAGCUUACAGCAUACCAACUCAUGAAUGCUUGUACAGAAUUAGUAACGGUUAAUGGACGACCAUUUGAACUUAUAGAGGAUAGUGGAUUUCGUAAAAUUUUAAAUCCUUUAUUAAAAGGUAUGGCCUGUUUGGAUAAUGGCUGUAAUGUCAUCAAUAAACGUAAUGUACGGUCAAAUGUUAUUGAUAAAUCAAAUGAAGUUGUGGCAAAUAUUAAAGAAUUGGUUAAAAAUAAAUUAUUAUGCCUUAAAAUGGAUUGUGCGUCAAGAAAGGAUAAGUCCAUAUUAGGAAUUAAUGUUCAAUAUGCAGCUGCUGAUACAACAGUGACUACUUUACACACAUUAGCUAUGAUAGAGUUAACCCAACAACACACUGCUGAGUAUUUAAAAGAAAAGGUCAAUGAAGUUCUUAAAGUUUUUGAAAUUAAAAAACAACAAAUUCUCACAAUCACGACUGACAAUGCUAGAAAUUUUGUCAAGAUGGUAGACUUAAUGCAUAAAGAAAGUUAUGAUGAAGAAUUGUUAGAAGAUAAUACAAAUAAUAAUCCAAUUAGUGAAGAUUUGGAAUUGGAACCUCUAGAUGGCUUAGAAGAUGAUUUAGUAAUUGCGAUUUCAAACGAAAACAAUGAUUUUGAUUUUGAAGAACAAACUAUGAAGCCUCUACAUGUGUUAAUUCGUUGCUCUGUACAUACUUUACAACUUUGUGUGGAGGAUGCACUUAAAUCAACAUCUGAUCGAAAAUUUAUUUCUAAAAUGAGAGAGAUAGUGAAAAAAUUAAGAACACCAACAGUAUUUCGAAUGAUAAAAAGUCUUCAUCCACAAGCUAAAAAGGCAAUCAUUGAUGUGGAGACUCGAUGGGGUAGUUCUUGUGACAUGUUAAAUCGCCUCUUAGAGUUAAAAGAUGUGUGUAAAGAUGUAUCCGAUACAUUUAAAGAAUUGAAUGUAACUGAUGAUCAAUGGCAGAAAACAGACAUUUUAGUAAAAGCUUUAUUACCUGCUAAGCAAGCAACAGUUCAACUACAAAAAGAAGACCUGACUAUUGGAGAUUUUUAUGGAAUUUGGCUUAGAUGUUACAGAGAUACUAAGAAAGUAGGAUCAGGCUUAUCGAAGAGUUUAUCUACUUCAAUGGAAAGAAGAGAAAAAUUAUUGUUGGAUAAUCCUAUUUUUUUAGCUGGUAUCUAUUUAGACCCAAGAUUUCAAUGUCUCCUAGAUAAUGACUCCAAGUGUAAAUCAAUUAAUAUUUUAGUUGAUGUGUGGAAGAUGAUUUUAUGGUUAGAUAAAAGUUCAAGACCAAUUACAAAUGAUGAAAUUAUUGUAUCUCCAACUCAUUGUGAGGUUGACAAUCAUAAUUUGUCAAAUGUUGAAGAUGAUGAUUUGGAAAAUUUUAUUAAAACUAAAACAUGUGUUUCUAUACAAGAACAAAAUGAAAGCGUUGAAGCAAUACCAAUUCGUUUGUUAUUACAAAGCUAUGAUAAUAUUCCACGUUUACAUCAUUCCUCGGGUAUCAGACAGUAUUGGCAGGAUUUGAAGUUGAUUAAACCAGAGCUUUUUAGAUUAGCACAAGUAAUCCUAAGUGUUCCCGUUACUCAAGUAAGUACUGAACUUUUUUAGAUUAUUAAUUAAUAAUUAUUAAUAGUUUUAGA
Molecule: messenger RNA, 2692 nt
Organism: Acyrthosiphon pisum (pea aphid)
Lineage: Eukaryota; Metazoa; Arthropoda; Insecta; Hemiptera; Aphididae
Exons: 8
Coding region: 756-2660 (634 amino acids)
Source: RefSeq, a predicted model, not a curated record